Molecule: messenger RNA, 5058 nt
Organism: Microcebus murinus (gray mouse lemur)
Lineage: Eukaryota; Metazoa; Chordata; Mammalia; Primates; Cheirogaleidae
Product: receptor-type tyrosine-protein phosphatase V-like
Biological process (GO): protein dephosphorylation
Molecular function (GO): protein tyrosine phosphatase activity; protein binding
Source: RefSeq, a predicted model, not a curated record
GGUGAUUAUCUCCCUCCAGCGUGGGGGGUGCCCAAGGCCUGGCUUCAGGCUGGGGGAGGGCAGGGGAGGGGCCGGGAGAGCUGCCUGGGACGGCUAGGGAGAGACCCGGCCAGCUCACACUUGGGAGCCAGGACACCCGGACCUGCCCCCUGCUGUCCUCCGCCUGCUGGCUGGGUCUCUCCAGAAGAAAUCGGUGAGACUCAUGUCCUGCUGCGUCUCCUCUACUUAGAUUCUGAAUUAGGGCACUUCCCCCCCACCCCGCCCACUUCUGCCCUUUGCGGCUGCUGAUGGAGACUUCUAGAAAGAACACAGGGAGGUGUCCCCAGACACCGGGAUGAGGCCCCCGGUCCUGCUUGCUGCCCUCCUGUGGCUCUGUGGUGUCCUGGCCGAGGAAGACCCGUGCCACUCCCAGGAGCAGAGCCCCACCGGGGAGCGUGGAGGCCCGCACCCCAGUGUGAACGUCAGCAGCCAGGGGAGUCCCACGAGCCUCUUUCUGAGCUGGGCAGCCCCGGAGCCAGGCGGGGCCCAACGCGCCCUCCGCCUGGUGCGCCUGAGCCCCCUCGGCUCCCCCGGGGGGCAGCGGCUCCAGGCCCUCACCAACGCGUCCAGCUUCGAGUUCCAGGGCCUGGUGCCAGGGAGUCGCUACCAGUUGGAAGUGACUGCCCUGCGACCCUGUGGGCAGAAUGUCACCGUCACCCUCACGGCCCGCACAGCCCCAUCACCUGUGCAGGGGCUGCAGCUCCACAGCCCCGGGAGCCCGCCCAGCCUGGAGGCCUCGUGGAGCGAAGGCCCUGGGGAGCAGGACGGCUACCAACUCCUCCUCCACCACCGGGAAUCCAAGACGCUGGCACAAAAUGCCUCCGUGCCCCCCGACACCCUGUCCUACGAUUUUGGCAACCUCUUGCCAGGUGCUGAGUACGUUUUGGAAGUUAUCACCUGGGCUGGCAGCCUCCAAACCAAGACCAGUCUCUGCCAGUGGACAGCCCCCGUGUCUCCGGAUCACCUGGGGCUGCACGCCCUGGGCACCAGCACCCUGCGAGCAUCCUGGGGUGGCUCCGAGGGGGCCGCCUGGCUCCAGCUCGUGCUCACAGACCUCCUGGGUGGCACCAACCUGACUGCGGUCAUUGUCGGACGGGGGGUCUCCAAUUACACCUUCCUUCACCUGUCUCCAGGCACCCCCUAUGAGCUGACGCUUAAUGCGAUUGCUGGGCCCCACCGGGCAGCAGGCCCCAGUGCCACCGAGUGGACCUAUCCCUCUGCCCCGCUGGACCUGGUGCUGAUGCCCCUGCCCCCCAGGCUCUGGGCGAGCUGGAAGGUAGGGCCGGGUGCCCGGGACGGCUUCCUGCUGCGGCUCAGUGGGCCGGUGGAAGAGAACGCCACUCUGGGCGCCGGGGCCCUCAGUGCCAUGUUCCCGGGGCCCCUGCCCGCUGGGCACUACACUCUGCAGCUGAGGGUCCUGGCCGGGCCCUAUGGUGCCUGGGCCCAGGCUUGCACCUGGCUGGAUGGUCCUGCAGCCCUGCCCGGCCCAUGCAACGGCACCGAGCUGCAGCUGCAUGGGCUGGAGGCCACCAGGGAGCCUGGGAGGCGGGCACUGCUCUACGCUGAGGGUGCCCCAGGCCUCGUUGGGAACAUCUCCGUGCCAUGUGAUGCCACCCACAUCACCCUUUGCGGGCUGGUGCCUGGGUCCCGUUACCGGGUGGACAUCACGUCAUCUCUAGGAGCCAUCACCCAGAGCCUCGUGGGCUACACACGCCCCCUCGCCCCUCCUCUGGUAAACGUGACCAGCGAAGGUCCCACCCAGCUCCGGGCAUCCUGGGUCCACGCGUCGGGGGGCUGGGACGGCUACCAGGUGAACCUGUACCGGGCAGGUGUCCUCGUGGGCACCCGCGCCACGGGAGCCGAGGCGGACAGCGCCAGCUUCUCGGCCCUGAUGCCCGGCACCGAGUACGAGGUGGAGGUGGUCUCGCGGGCCGGGCCCCUGCACGCCGCGGCCACCAACGUCUCCGGCUGGACCUCGCCCCUCACGCCCAGCGAGCUGCUGGUGUCGACGCAUGCGGGCACCGCCGUGGUCAGCCUGGCCUGGGCCAGCGGCCCCUGGGGGCGGGGCACGUGCCACACCCAGCUCUGGGAGGCCGGGCGUCUCUCCCGGCAGCAGCCCCUGGCGCUGGGCCAAGCCCGCCUCGUCCUGCGGGGCCUCACGCCCGGGCGCGACCUCUCCCUGUCCGUGCUGUGCCAGGCGGGGCCGCGCCGGGCGGCCACUCUCCCCGUGGUGCUGCCUGUCGAGCCGGGCCCCGUGGAGGACGUGCAGUGCCAGCCGGAAGCCACCCGUCUGGCCCUGACCUGGACGGCGCCCGCCGGGGACGUGGGUGCCUGCCUGGUGGUGGCAGAGCAGCUGGGCCCGGGAGGGAGCGCUGGCCUCGUGUUCCAGGCCAACGUCUCCCGCAGCGCGGCCCUGCUGCCCGGCCUGGCGCCGGCCACUCCCUACCGCCUCAGCCUCUCCGUGCGGGGCAGGAACGGCCUGCGGAGCCGGGCGGUCACCCUGGUGUGCGCCACUUCCGCCGAGGCCUGGCGCCCGCCGGAGUCGGCCCCAGCCCCCCAGCUGGAGCCCGGGACGGAGGUGGGAGUGAGGAUCGUGCCGGGCAUGUUCGGCCAGGACGAUGGGCAGAUCCAGUGGUACGGCGUCAUUGCCACCACCAACAUGUCGCUGGCUCGGCCUUCCCAGAAAGCCAUCAACCACACGUGGUACGACCACUACUACCGGGGACACGACUCCUACCUGGCCAUCCUGCUCCCCAACCCCUUCUACCCAGGGCCCUGGGCUGCGCCGAGCUCCUGGACUGUGCCCGUGGGUGUCGAGGACUGUGGCCACACCCAGGAGAUAUGUAACGGGCAGCUCAAGCCAGGCUCCCAGUAUAGGUUCAGUGUUGCGGCCUUCACCAGGCGCAGCCCCCCAGGGACCGUCAUCUCCUUCUCGGCCUUCUCAGAGCCCCGGGCCAGCGUCUCCCCGGCAGCAGUGCCCCUGCCAGCGGUGGUGGGCGUCGCGGCGGGCUGUGUCCUUGUCACCUGUGCCGUGCUGGGCCUGCUGUGCUGGAGGCGGGCGAAGGGGCAGAGGGCAGAGAAGAACCGGUUCUCCCGAGAGCGGACGGGCCGCAACCUGCGGCGAACCCACCGGCCCACCCCUAUCCACAGCUUCCGGCAGAGCUACGAGGCCAAGAGCGCCCACGCUCACCGGGCUUUCUUUCUGGAGUUCGAGGAGCUGAAGGAGGUGGGCAAGGAGCAGCCCAGACUGGAAGGCGAGCACCCCGCCAACACUGCCAAGAACCGAUACCCGCACGUGCUGCCCUAUGACCACUCCAGGGUCAGGCUGACCCGGCUGGAGGGAGAGCCCCACUCCGACUACAUCAACGCCAACUUCAUCCCAGGCUACACCCACCCACAGGAGUUCAUCGCCACUCAGGGGCCUCUCAAGAAAACGCUGGAGGACUUCUGGCGGCUGGUGUGGGAGCAGCGGGUCCAGGUCAUCGCCAUGCUGACCGUGGGCAUGGAGAACGGGAGGGUGCUGUGUGAGCAUUACUGGCCAGACAGCUCCGUCCCUGUCACCCACGGCCACAUCACCAUCCACCUCCUGGCCGAAGAGCCUGAGGAUGCCUGGACCAAGCGGGAAUUCCAGCUGCAGCAUGCUGCCCAGCACCGGCAGCGGAGGGUGAAGCAGCUGCAGUUCACCGCCUGGCCGGACCACAGCGUCCCCCAGGCCCCCGGCGCCCUGCUGGCCUUCGCGGAGCUGGUGCGGGAGCAGGCGAGGGCCGCCCGGGGCGCAGGGCCCGUCCUGGUGCACUGCAGCGGGGGCGUUGGCCGCACGGGCACCUUUGUGGCCCUGUCGCGGCUGCUGCGGCAGCUGGAGGAGGAGCAGACGGUGGACGUGUUCCACGCCGUGUACGCGCUCCGGCUGCACCGGCCUCUCAUGAUCCAGACCCCGAGCCAGUACGUCUUCCUGCACAGCUGCCUGCUCAACAAGAUUCUGGACGAGCCCUCCGACAUCUCCGAGUCCCGGCCCAUCCCUGUGACAAGCUUUGCGGAGGCCUGUGCCAGGAGGGCGGCCAAUGCCAACGCCGGCUUCUUGAAGGAGUACGAGCUCCUGCUGCAGGCCAUCAGGGACGAGGCUGGCUCCCCGACGCCCCCUCCUGGCCACCAGCAGGACAGCACGGUCUCCUACGACCGUUCUCAAGUGCGGUUCUCUCCGGUGGAGGAGAGCCCCCCUGACGACAUGCCAGAAGCCUGGCUCUUCCCUGGCGGGCCUUCUGGCAGGGAUCACGUGGUGGUGACCGGCCGCACAGGGCCGGAGGAGCUCUGGGAGCUGGUGUGGCAGCGUGGGGCGCGUGUGCUGGUCUCCCUGUGCCCGCCCGAUGCCCUGGAGAAGCCACGGGAGUUCUGGCCAACGGAGAUACAGCCCAUCGUCACGGACGCAGUGACAGUGCACUGGAUGGCCGAGACCAAUGCAGCAGGCUGGCCCUGUACCCUCUUCAGGGUCACACAUGGGGAGAGCGGGAAGGAGAGGCAGGUGCAGCGAUUGCAGUUUCCAUACUGGGAGCCUGGGCAUGAGCUGCCCACCGCCACCCUGCUGGCCUUCCUGACCGCCGUGGGCCAGUGCUGCUCGCGGGGCAGGAACAAGAAGCCGGGCACGCUGCUCAGCCACUCCAGCGAGGGUGCAGCCCAGCUGGGCACCUUCCUGGCCAUGGAGCAGCUGCUGCAGCAGGCAGAGUCUGAGUGCACCGUGGACGUCUUUAACGUGGCCCUGCAGCAGUCACAGGCCUGUGGCCUCAUGACACCAACGCUGGAGCAGUAUAUCUACUUCUACGACUGUCUGCACAGCGCGCUGGUGGACGGGCUGCCCUGAGUCGGUGCUGGCUGCUGUGCUGGAGCAGAAGAGGUCUAUGCCCUGCCAGCAGGGACAGCGGGCCCCAGUCCCCGGCCUGGCCUCCCCCAGAAGAGCAGCCUCCGCUGGCCCCUGUGCUGGGAAGGGGCAGAGUCGGGGAAUAAAGACACGAGGUCGAGCCCGAG